AUGGGUCAAUACUUCUCCUUGCGUGGAGCUGAAGAAUGGGCAGACACCCUGGACAAGACGGCGUUGCCAUCGAUCUGGUCGACAGCCACCUACACCCCCCUCGCCAAGUCGCGGCAGAUCCUUCUAACGCGACCGGGAAACGUGGAAUACGUCUUCCCAGGAACAUUCAGGCAGGGAGGAGACUACGUGCAGGUCAGUGAAGCUGCCGAAGUUGUGCUCAUCGCUGGCUUUGAUGCGGAGAGUGGUCGAUGCUAUUCAGGCAUCGUUCUCCAAGCACACGACAACUUCCCCCAUAAGUUCUCACGGACAGUGGAAGAGGUGACCGCUGCAGAGAAGAAGGACGCAUCGCCCUCGCCACCCUCGCCCUCAGAGGAUAUGGAGUCGACGGCCACUCGGUGUCCUUCAGUGGAGAAGUUGCGCAGAGAAUGCAGCUGGAUGUCUCGGAGCGCUUCCGGAGCUCGGCUCAGCCCUACAAGCACGAUGUUCAAGAGUGCCUCGCGGAGCAGCGGUCUCUCGCUUGAGAAGUUUGGUGAGCUUGAAGAGCCUCCGCCGACACGAGAACGGCUCUGGUCUUGUUGCCUUUUCUAUGCCGUCAAGGAGGGCAUCCUCGUGCAUUUUGCGGAUGACAUACAAUCUUGUGAGGAGGUGAUUCGCUCUGUUCAAGCGCGAUACCGGGAUGUCCAGGGAUCAGCGGCCAGCGUUCCGCAUCCGCAGGUCCACACGGUCCGGCAUGCAGCUGGGGGUGCACCACCGGUGGCUGGACGCAUCAUCGCUGCGGUGCUGAAGAAUGACCUGAAGCGCGACUUCCAGGUGUACAGCACAGCGGACAAGCAGAAAGAGUUCACCAACUGUGUCGCCUUCUCUAUGCGAAUAGUCAAGGACUUCCAAUUGGCGGUGCGGGGCUUUGACAUUGUGAAAGCCUGCGAGAGCAACCCGUCUCUGGGGCGCAAGGCAGGAGAAGUGGUGGGGGGUGCCUGGGAGCGGCUUUGGCACACGGUGUGA
Molecule: messenger RNA, 1002 nt
Organism: Symbiodinium sp. CCMP2456
Lineage: Eukaryota; Dinophyceae; Suessiales; Symbiodiniaceae
Source: the annotation of a GenBank genome assembly